UGAAGCUCUUGGAUGAGUUUGACUGCCACAGCCCGCGAGGUGUGAGCUGUCUGGGUGACAGCACAGGAGGGCGCCCGCCGAGUGCUGCUGGUCGGCUCCUACGACAGCACCAUCAGCGUCCGAGAUGCUAAGAGUAGCCUGCUGCUGCGCUCGCUGCAGGGUCACACCAAAACUGUACUCUGUAUGAAUGUGGUGAAUGACCUGUCUUUAGCGGCUCCAGUGACACAUCCGUUCAUGCCCACAACAUCCACACGGGUGAGUUGGUUUCGUAUCUACAAGGGUCACGGUCAUGCGGUCACAUCAAUAGUCAUCCUGGGGAAAGUGAUGGUGACAGCCUCUCUGGAUAAACUGGUCCGAGUUUAUGAGCUACAGUCUCAUGACCGUCUGCAGGUGUACGGGGGGUCACGAUGACAUGGUGAUGUGCAUGGCCGUACAUAAGAGUGUGGUCUAUACGGGCUGUUAUGAUGGCAGUGUUCAAGCGGUGAAGCUCAACUUGAUGAAGAACUACCGCUGCUGGUGGCAGAACUGCGCUCUGAUCUUCGGCACGACGGAGCAUCUUUUGCAGCACCUCGUCGGUGAUCACAGCAACCUGAACAUGCAAGCGAUCAGAUGUCGGUGGAGAGGCUGCAGCGACUUUUUUGACACAAAUCAGUCUGUUCAGCAGAAGCUGCCUGAACACAUGCAGACCCACGUGGAUAACGACAGUAAAGUGCAGCCUGACAACAGCUGCGGUGAAGAUAUGCAGCAGAUACGGGUUGAUAUCGGUUGAUAUUUCUUUAAUUCUGUUUUAUUUACCAUUCAUUUCCAUUUGGAGAUGUUUUCCAGUUAUGUUUUAGCUUUUGAGGUGCAAAGUACAUGUCUUGGUCGUGUGUAUGCUGUGAUCUCUGUGACAGUGAGACAAGACAGACUGCAUUGAUCCCGUUGCAUGACCAAAUUGAGACGUUCAAUCUCAAACACUCAAUCAGUCCUGUGUUAAAAUUAAUGUUUUCAGCUAAUUUCUUGAUCAACUAAGCCGUUUCAUCUUAAUUGAAUGAGCUGAGUAAUUCAAUACUAUUUUUGGUUUGUUAACACGUUUUUUGUUUUCACUAUGAAUUCAUGGCGUGGUUUUGUUCACCAUCUAUAUAUUAAUGUAUAUUGUUCAGAGAUGUCAUUAGUAUAUGUGGGGCUAAUUACGCGGAACAUUUAAACAACUAUGCAGCACUGAAAUAAACACUUCAGAUUAGCUUUGGCGAAGCAGCCUAGAGUGUGAACGGCCUUCAGAAUUAGUUUUGGCGAUUGACUCAAAGUGGAGGUGACAGGUUUUGAUAUUGUCUGAAUAUGUUGAACAGCAAAGCAAAGAUGCCACAUAAGUUAUCCAUGAACACCCAGUUUGGGACAUUCGUCUGUCUGCCACACUGAGUUAUUAUUAUAAAGGAGUAUUGCACCGAUUUAGCUUUGCGCUCCUGUCACAUUGUUGUUCUUAGAAAGGAUCCAAAUUAAUGCAGCCAGAACACAAUAUUUUCUUUAUUCCAUGAAUUCAUCCUUCCUCGUUAAACCUGGCACCUACAAUACCACAAUGCAACAAGUUACAGUCCUCUGUUAAGCUCACUUCUUUCUUACACCUCCAGAUUUUCAAAACUUGUAGUUUACAGCCCAAAUAACGAACUGUAUCAGAUUUCGGUGCAGCACUGGAGCCACACAACAUUCAGCUUUAUACUUAUUUUUUCACAUAUUCGAUAGAACUCCCCAAGACCUGUAAUGAGACUAAUGUAAAGGACAAUGUGCAAGUGACUGUAAUGUAUUAUAUUCCACAACCUCAGAUAAGUGGAUCAUUUUGGGGUAAUUUUAAGAUUGGCCAGAAGCGCUGAGGAUUGCCAGAAUGAUUUUUUAAAUUAAAUCCUUUCUAAAGUUUCA
Molecule: messenger RNA, 1893 nt
Organism: Cyclopterus lumpus (lumpfish)
Lineage: Eukaryota; Metazoa; Chordata; Actinopteri; Perciformes; Cyclopteridae
Product: zinc finger protein 106-like
Exons: 7
Coding region: 362-769 (135 amino acids)
Cellular component (GO): cytosol; membrane
Molecular function (GO): RNA binding; SH3 domain binding
Source: RefSeq, a predicted model, not a curated record